This is a messenger RNA of Episyrphus balteatus (marmalade hoverfly), 900 nucleotides long. RefSeq names its product keratin, type I cytoskeletal 10-like. The coding region runs from base 1 to 900 and encodes 299 amino acids. The transcript has a single exon. NCBI's taxonomy places the organism in Eukaryota, Metazoa, Arthropoda, Insecta, Diptera, Syrphidae. The record is from RefSeq and is a predicted model, not a curated record.
AUGAAAGCAUUCUUGUGCGUUCUGGCUGUGGUGGCUGCUGCUUCACCUUCAGCUGCAUUUCUUGAUAAACUCCUGGGAUUAGGAGGUGGAAGUGGAUUAGGCGGUGGUGGAGUUGGAUACAGUGGAGGCAGUUUCGGUCGUAGUAAAUUUGGCGGUGGUGGUGGCUUUGGAGGCGGUGGUAUUGGAUACGGUGGAGGAGUGUAUAGUGGUGGAAGCAAUAUUGGGUACGAUAGUGGAUACGGAGGAGGAUAUGGGGGAGGAUAUGGUGGAGGAUAUGGUGGUGGAGAUAUUAGAGUGAUCAAAGUGAUUAUUCCAAGCAGUGACGGAUACAGUUCAAGUGGUGGAUAUGCCAGUGGUGGAUAUUCUAGUGGAGGAUCCUACCAAGUCUCUGCCCCAGCUCCUGCUCCUAUUUCAUACUCUCCAGCACCUGCACCGAUUCCAGCACCAGCCCCAGCACCAAUACCAGUCACUUAUAUUCCAGCACCAGCUCCAGCUCCUGCACCAAUUCCAGUUCAAGCUCCAAUAAUCUCCCAACCAAUUUCAACUGGAGGAGGUUUCUCAAGCGGAGGCUAUUCAGGUGGAGCUUACAAUAGCGGUGGUGGCAGUAUUGUCAAAGUUAUCAAAGUGAUUAUUCCCAAGACUGUUUCUAGUGGUGGAUAUUCAUCUGGUGGGGGAUUUGCAUCCGGUGGAUAUUCUAGUCAAGUAGCUACACCUGUUUAUGUUAACAGUGGAAACAGUGGUUAUGCUGGUGGGUAUGCUGGUGGAUAUCAAUCAAGUAACUCAGGUGCUGUUGUCAGUCAAGUAUCUACUCCUGUCUACAAUAUUUCACCGCCUCAAAUAACUCCUGGAUACGCUAGUGGCGGUGGAUAUCAAUAUGGUGCUCCAUCAGUAGGAUGUUAA